AUGGAGCAAGGUGUGCUUAUAAAGGAUGGGGACGGGGGGUUCUUCAAGACAGUUUCAAUCCACAAUACGUUCCUAGCUGAUAACAAUAAAUCUAAGCACUGCUAUGCACCGCAGCAACUAAGUAAUUAUGGCGAAAAGUAUGGGAGCUCGACCAUUAACACCCUCAAGGUCUAUACCGCUAAGCAGGAGGAAUGGAAAAACUGGUUCAUAGAGAAAAAAAUUCAGGAUGGAUACACUGUAUCGGACGAAAAACUCAGUUUCUUCUUGAUGGAGUAUGUGUCCAAUCGCGGCAACAAAUGUCGCAAGAAUGAUGAUGAUACAUCUGUUCCUUUAGGACUUGAGUCAGUCAAAGGAUUUGAGGCUAUGACCGCUGCUAUGAUGUCCUCCAGAGCUGCAAAUGCACCAGAUAUCCGUAAACUCCAAGACAAGAUGUCCGAAUUUCUUGCAAUGGGUAGCAACCUUUUCUCCUCCAACUCAACUACCGCAACCACCGCAGCCACCUCUUCAGCUCUCCUUUCUACAAUAACAACAGCAGCACACAUCCAGCUAGAAAAAAUUCAUAUAAGCACUUCUAUUUUAUACCGUAUUUUCUAA
Molecule: messenger RNA, 594 nt
Organism: Phycomyces blakesleeanus NRRL 1555(-)
Lineage: Eukaryota; Fungi; Mucoromycota; Mucoromycetes; Mucorales; Phycomycetaceae
Exons: 6
Coding region: 1-594 (197 amino acids)
Source: RefSeq, a predicted model, not a curated record